CACUCUCUCUCUCUCAGUCUUAAAAGCUUCGCAGCAAAAGGUGGUGUCCGUGGCAUAUAGCUGCCGACGGUGGACGGGACCCGCGUAGUUGAGUGGAAAUUUUGUUUUUUUCUUUCUUUUUAGUCGUAUUUUCGGUGGCAUUCGUGGGUGGUGGUGGAUCAUCCGAGUGUCAUUCGCCAUACGGUGAGGAUGGCAAUAAAGACGUCGUUAUGCACUUAAGGAGACUUGGGGAGAACUUCGUGAUUGCCCCAGAACGACUCCAAAGUGACUCGAGGAUAAACUUCAAGAGGUUCGAGGCCAGACAGAUAUCGUCUUCUCCUGCCGCCCGUGGAGGACGUACUCCGCUAGAAAAUGUCAGCGAGGGCCAUCAGGUCCCGUCUGAAGAGCAGCGAUGGCUCAGAGGGAAACUCUCCUCCGGUGCAGGACAACAUCAGCCUCAGGAGCAACACUUUCUCCUUCACGUCCCUCGCUUCAGAAGACGCAGACUUCGAGGGAGAUGCGGACCAGAUGGCGACAGAGCUCAACUAGCGGCACUUCAAGAGCAACUUGUUGCGGUCAUGCUGGAAAAUCAGCACCUGACCGACGAGUUGAAAGAGCUCCGCGAAGCGGGUCUAAUGGAGCAGCUCCGACAGCAACUGGAGCGCGAGAAAGAGAAGAGUCGCAUUCUCAUGGACAGACUUCAGGAGAAGGAAGUCAGGGACAAAGAUCCCGAGAGAGAGACCAGGGAAAGAGAGAGGCACCCCAGGGAGAAAAGCUUGCCCCCAGGCGACAAAUCCCCCAGUCUGCCCCAGAGGAUAAGGAAACGCAUAAACCAGAUGCACAAGAGUCAGUCCUUCGACGUCGAGGACGGUUCGCCGGGGCCUCCGCCCCCUCUUCAUCCGCCUACGUCGGACAAGAUCCGCCUCAUAAGCGAAGAGAGGGCCUGCCACAAGACCAUCCCGGCCGGAUACGAUCCACCCACCUACCUUAGUGUAAAGUACGGAGAGGAAGCAGCCAAUGCGAAGUCCAGUUCGACGUUUGAUGUUGUUGAGAGUCCUUCGAGAGGAAGGUUCGUAUGGAAGAGACGAGGUUUGGAGAAGAGCAAGUCCUUGGACCAGUCGGAGUUCUUAGCUUCUCUCAACGGCGCAGGCGCCACAGGGAGCAGUACAACAGCGUCCUCCGAAUGGCUCGAUGGAGACCAACCCAGGGAAAGUGACUCGGAUGAUCCAGACAGGGACAAAGUGUCCGGGGAUGUUGGAGGCGCCGGUAGCGAUUCGGAUCCCGGGAGCUGCCAGGGAAGUGUCCUUGCAGCCCCACUCGUCAGUCCGAAGGACCCCUGGUGGAGGAGACUGGAAGCUAGGAUAGUGACCUUUGUCGACGAGGUCGUGAAGGACUUUUCAGAGGUGGCAGAGGAGGAACUGCCUGAUGGAGACCCCGAGGGAGAUCCUCUUACGGUGAAAAAAUUAAAGGAAAACAUCUUGAGGUUCGGCUGCGUAAUGAGGCCGUUGACGGAACUUUCCUUUGUUGUCAAAUCUCUGCUGCACUGGGAGUCCCCUUCUGCCACCCUGCUUGCCCUCGUUGUCUACCUCUACUGCGUCCUCUUCGGCUGGCUCCUGACGCUGAUACUGGUAUUGGCGAUCGUCAGGCUCUCUGUGAAUUACAUGAAGAAGAGAGGUUGGACCCACAACAUGUUUCGACGCCUUCGACGAGAGGGAGGCGAGCAGACCGAAAACCCAGCGAGCGAGGUAGGCUUGGGCGACAAGUUCGCCCUCGUACUUCAUGUGGCUCGGAGGGUCCAAAACCAACUCGGAGCCGUUUCCAAUGCUGCCGAGAAAUGUAAAAACCUCCUGUUAUGGGAACACGAAGCAGCAAGUCGACUGUACGCGUUCCUCUGGAUUGUUCUUUUGGCUUCAAUCCUUCUGCCUUCGCACCAAUUGUUCACAUUGACUGGGGUGUACCUUGGCCUCAAGUUCUUCGUUAUGGAUUACAUCUUCUACAGAUACCCGAGAAUAAGACAGAAGUACGAUUCCACUUCAAGGCUGUGGGACACCUUACCGACAGACGCUGAUCUUGAGAGACGGGGUGAUAGAGUGCGGAAUGAAAAUGGAAAUUCUUCUCCGGACCUUACAUCCUUCUUAGAGCUUUUUAAUUUGCCUGCUACAGAGUCACCCCUACCAGGUUGGCAAGGUGGUCGCCGUUGCACUCUUGUGAAUCGAGAUCGUUCUAUUACUUCCGCCUUCAAGAAUGGCAGACUCUACCUAACGAACAGGUUAGCAAAGCAAGAAAAACAGUCAAACUCCUCUUCUAACAAAGCACCAUCGUCAUCUAACAAACUAACAGCCUCUAGUAGUUCCAAAGGGCAACCUGGUUCUAAAUCUCCUUUAUUAUCUUCGUCUUCUAAAUCCAGCUCAGAGAGCGCCAAGAAAACAUCUCUGACUGGCUUUUCAAAGAGCCUCCCGGACACCAGUAGUAAUUCUACAGCCUCUGGCUUUAGCUUUCUAAACAAAGGAAGCAAAUCCUCCAAGGCUAAGGAACUCAAGGAAAAGAAAGAAGAGGAAGAACUAAAUAUGCUUGCCAGCAUCUUUGCUGCGUCUGAAAGCCCAGAUCCGGUUUCUCCUUCCAAAAUCUUUCUGAUGUGUGAUAAGGCAAAGGACAUUCCGAGAUCGAUCCACUGCAAAGAACCAUGCAUGUCUGAACUGAGACCUUUACCAGAAGCAGAAUUCAGGCCUGAGGAGUGUCGGCCUCUGAUCCUGACGAAGAGAAGAAAGUUGCUCUUGAGAUCAGUGAGUGAACUGUCAGAGACUCCCCCAGAAGGGUCAGGGGAAGACGAAGCUUAUCAUUCAUCUCCUGACAUAAGGAGGCACCUUUGUGAAAGAGAGAUCCCUGUCAGAGACACCGACAUUAAGCCAAAGAAAUCUAAACUCAAAAUGAGGACUGGUUCUGUAGAACAGAAGCCUAAAUCAUCGGUAAUAGAUAAGCUUAACGACAGAGUCUUUUUUGCAGUGUGAGGAUUUGAACAAAGCUGAGCACUUUUACUUCACUUGUAUAUUAUAUCACAUGGUCUAAGUAUAUUGUGAUGUUUAAUGUUGAUAUUGUACCUAGGGUUUGUGGUUUCAUUUUUAUUUUGUAUAUUUAAUGUAUGAUAACUCAGGGAUGAUAACUGUUGUAGAGAAUUUAAGGGUAACUUUGUGGCUCUUUCAUCUGUACUUUUGCUAUUUAGGUGGUUUUUUUAGGUCUGGAGAUUAUAUAACAAACAUGCAUAACAAACCUGAACUCUGUAAAUAUAAACUCUUCAGUGCAUGAAAGUGUGCUUGUGUAUGUUGUAGAAUAUAUUGUCUUGCUGUACAGCAUAAAACACUUGCAUUUAUUGACGAAAAAAUUGUGUAUUUCUUCAGAAUAUAUAGUAUAAUUUACAGAUAUUUUUCACAUUGCAACCUUCCUAGAAUCUAUUAUUAGCUCAACAAUAAAAUACUGUGGAUUUGGUAAGUGAUUUUUUUUAUAUAUUUUGAAUAUUUUGAUUCCAAAUCCUUGUAGAAAACCAAUUGAGGCUACUUUCACCUGUGUUGGAAAUUGUUAAUGAUAAGAAACUUCUUUAAGGAAUAUUGCUAGAUCCAAAGUACAUUCUUAAACAGACGAAAGCAGCUCUAGGUUUACCUACUGACAGUACAGUAUUGUAUUUUCAUUCCUGUAUAUCUCAGUGUAAUGAGGUUGAGUUAAAAUUUCCUGAGUAGUUGACUUUUGUCAUUCAAAAGUCAUUGUGCCAUGAACUCAAUCAGUUUUCCAACAACAUUGUGUUAAAGGCCUUGCCUGAUCUUCAUUAAUAAUGUAUCAGUUCACAUUAGUUUAUAAAAUUUUUGAUGGAAAGGCAUAGAAGCCACUAUCUUUUGUUGUUGCAGUAGCCCUCGUUUUUGGCUUUGGCACUUUACUUGGUAGAAGGGAUGAAUGUCGUGAAACAAAAAAACUAAGGUCAUUGCUCAGAUCACCACACUAACAAGUGAAGGUGAUUGGUACUGGGAAAUUAUAUUCCUAUUCAAUAGGUAGUAUAUAAGAGUAUACCCUGAACUACAUACGGUUAGAUUCUGUAAUAUGUUAUGUAAUGAUUCAAGUUUCUCUUGGGUUUUUAAACAUCAGUAUGAUUUAAAAAUCAGUCAAAAACUAAUUUUCAUUUUGGAAAAUGUGUUUCCAGACUCAAAAGUAUCUUAUAUAACCUUAUAUUGUAUGACUUUGCAAUACAUUUAAAGUUUUCUCAUUCUAUUUUGUAUUUCAAAAAAUGUAUGAGGCUGUAAAAAUGGUUUUGGAAUUUCACUCUUAAAACUUUUGUACUUAAAGUGGUAGUAGAUGGCUUAACUUUAACCGUCUUAAGUUUAUUGCUAGCUAUCUUAUGAUACUCAAUUAUCACAAGGAAUGCCAAGCUUGUCGGUUCCUGUCCAGCUGCCUACUAAAGUGUUCACUCUUCUUUUUGGUAAUGCUAUACUAUUGAUUAUGUAGCAGUAUAGCAUUAAUGUUUUGUCCAUUCUCCUCUGAAUUGAGUUGUAUAUUUUCUACCCGAAUACUGUAUUUACUUCACUAAAUCAGUCACUUUAUACAGUAGAAAACCAUACCAAAUAAUGACUUGAAAUAUUGUUUCAUAAUUAUUUAAAUAUAGAUUAAGCAGUGUAAUGAAAAGUAAAGAAAGGGAAAACUUCAUUGACAAUAAAUACCAAAGAAAGUGAUUCAGUAGCUAAACAGGUCCAUUGUAACUCAUUUAAAUAUUUGGAUCUCAAUUAAAAGUUAUAACAGUAUUGAACCUGAUGCAGAUAUUGCAGCAUUCAUUUACAAGACAAUAUGUAGUUUGCAUAUUGAAAAUUAAAGAUACAAAUCAAGGAAUAAAUUCAGCAUGCAAAAGAAUAUUAUUUUGCCAUUCUUGCGGAAUAUGAGAAACUUGAGGAAUUACUGUAUAAUUAUGUAGGGUAAAGUAUAGGUAUCCGAAGCAUACAUAUACGUAAUGUAUAUUCAUUCCUUCCUGAUACACACAAGUAUUACUCAUAAUUUUCCUUGAAAUUUCAUGAUUUUGAAUAGUAUCCAGUUUGAUAUUUAGAUCAUGCGCAGGAUGUCAUGUGCCUCUUGUGUCAAAUCAUGUGUUUUGUGCAAAAUGUUGUAUACUUACAGAGUAGAUUACCAAGAGUAGCAAUUAGAUACUUUUACUAAAAUCAGUAGAAUUUAAUUUACAUGAUUUUAUUCUGUGGAGUAGAUUGGUAUUACCCUUCAUUCUCUAUAGUGCCCAUUUAGGCAUUAUUCGGACAAUGUAGAAACAAAAAUAAUUUGCUCUUGUAAGAAUUAGGGGAUACUUAACAAAGUUGUAAAGAGAAACUUAGAAUUGGUAAUUUAGGUAAAUGAAAGCAUCUAUAUACUGAUUUUGUACAAGGAUUAAAGAACUUACCCAUGGUUACAAUUCAUUGUGCAAAUAGAAUAUGUACAAGUUCAUAAUGAUUUCAUGUAAUUAAGUAAUAGUAUGGAGUCAAGGCAAUUUUUUUUCUUUACAGUCAGUAUUACAAUUUUGAUUAAAAGACCACCAGACA
Messenger RNA from Macrobrachium nipponense, 5537 nucleotides. RefSeq lists its product as uncharacterized. Gene Ontology annotation, biological process: negative regulation of toll-like receptor 9 signaling pathway; apoptotic process. Lineage: Eukaryota; Metazoa; Arthropoda; Malacostraca; Decapoda; Palaemonidae. The record is from RefSeq and is a predicted model, not a curated record.